CAUUUCCGUUACAUAUUUGUCCACGGAGACGAAAUCCAUUUGCGGCGACGCGGGGAGGGGGAGGGGGAGAGGAAAUAGUUGGUGGUUGUGUUCGUCGCCCGGAUGACGGCGAUGAAGAAGAGAGCUUCUCCCCCGACGCUCUGGUUGGGCCUGCAGCUCAUCCUGUGGUUGUCGGUGCUGGCGUGCACGCUCGCGCUGAUCGGCAUCGGCUCGAGAUCGCCGUCCCCUGCCGCCCUCGUGGAGGUGCCCUUCUCCGGCACCCCGAAGAUCGCUUUCCUCUUCCUCGCUCGCUCCAAUCUCCCGCUGGAUUUCCUCUGGCACGCCUUCUUUCAGAAUGCCGAGGAGGAUAAAUACUCGAUAUACGUCCACUCGGAGCCGGGCUUUGUAUUCGAUAGGACGACGACGAGAUCGCCGUUCUUUUUCGGGCGUCAGAUUCAGGAUAGCAUAAAGGUGGUGUGGGGUGAGGCAACUAUGAUUGAAGCGGAGCGCUUGCUUUUCGCUGCGGCCCUCAAGGAUCCGGCUAACCGACGGUUCGCCUUAAUCUCUGAUAGUUGUGUUCCUCUUUACAACUUCAGCUAUAUAUAUAACUAUGUGAUGUCUUCUUCAAAGAGUUUUGUGGAUAGCUUUCUUGACAAAAGGGAAGGACGUUAUAAUCCUAAGAUGUUUCCUACAAUACCCAAGGACAGAUGGAGAAAAGGAUCCCAGUGGACAAUCUUGGUAAGAAAGCAUGCUCAGAUUGUGGUGGCUGAUACUGUUGUGUUUCCAGAAUUCAGGAGAUUCUGCAAGAGGCGAAUAGAACCAGUGCUUGGUGGAAAACAGAAUCAUAAAGAAGCCGCUCAGAAGGAACACAACUGUAUUCCAGAUGAACACUAUAUGCAAACAUUACUCUCUAUGAAUCAGCUUGAAGAUGAACUGGAGAGAAGAACUUUAACAUAUACUUCAUGGAACCAAUCUAUAGAUGCACAGGAAAAAAAUAAUUGGCAUCCAAAGAAGUUUGAGUUUGCUGAUGCAAGCCUACAGCAUAUUACAGAAAUAAGGAACAUUAAUCAUAUAUACUAUGAGACAGAAUAUCGAACGGAGUGGUGUCAAUGCAAUGCCACUUUUGUACCAUGCUUCUUGUUCGCUAGAAAGUUUUCUCGCAGUGCGGCCAUGCGCAUUCUGAAGGAGGGCCUAAUUGGACCAUUUGAUGCUGGUGCUGUAUUAUUUACUAGCUCCUAAAUUCAUACUAACACAGUUAGCAGCUCGAUAAUCGUACGGCGGUACUUGAAGUUCAAUGGUGCAAUCGGAUCAUGCCUUCAGAUCAUCCGAAAAUUGAACAUUACCCGCAAAGUUCCAAAUGGAUACAAAGGUGUCCUCACCAGCGGAUAUUAGCAGAAAGGCGACAGUUAUCUUUUCAUUGAUAGUACUAAAUGAAAUCUGAGAGUUAAUCGUCAGAGAGAAGAAGAUGCAGGUUUGUACAGAAUCUACACCAUGACAGAGUAGGAGAAACCUCCUUUCAAUACACGAUGAUAGCAUAUAAAGAGAGUUUGUAUUGUCUGAUGUAAUAUUUGGCUUAUAUAUAGAGGGAAUUGGCAUAGAACAAGUAUAGGAAUUGUACACUGCCAAGUGAUUUUAUUUCUGAGCAAUUACUAUAGAUAUUUUUUUCAUACGAGCAAACAGUUUUUUAAUCCACCAUACAUUUUUGUAUUUUAAUUUCAGAUGCUUGUUGUACGUUAAUGUGGGUCAAAAUCUCAUAGUAGAAUGUAUACGAAAUGACGAGUUAUCUCUUCA
Molecule: messenger RNA, 1770 nt
Organism: Musa acuminata AAA Group (dessert banana)
Lineage: Eukaryota; Viridiplantae; Streptophyta; Magnoliopsida; Zingiberales; Musaceae
Product: glycosyltransferase BC10-like
Exons: 10
Coding region: 103-1218 (371 amino acids)
Cellular component (GO): membrane
Molecular function (GO): glycosyltransferase activity
Source: RefSeq, a predicted model, not a curated record